Molecule: messenger RNA, 1012 nt
Organism: Cylas formicarius (sweet potato weevil)
Lineage: Eukaryota; Metazoa; Arthropoda; Insecta; Coleoptera; Brentidae
Gene: mRpL24
Product: large ribosomal subunit protein uL24m
Exons: 2
Coding region: 212-964 (250 amino acids)
Biological process (GO): translation
Cellular component (GO): mitochondrion; ribosome
Molecular function (GO): RNA binding; structural constituent of ribosome
Source: RefSeq, a predicted model, not a curated record
UAACCUGAAUUAUUUACUUAUUGUUUCUAAGUAAUACAUUUUUUUUAACUCGAAACAUUUUCAGCAGAUUUCCUUAAUUUUUAUAACUUUCUCGGUUUGGCCGAAUGGUCCUGGGAAAUACUGUCCAAUUAGGUAUUUCAAAAAAACCUCAACAGUGGGCCGCUAGGAGAAAUAUCUAAGAAAAUAAUUUUUAUUCAAUUCUUCGCCCACAAUGAGACUUACAAACAGCCUAUUGAGCAGAAUAGGAUACUGGUCAAAGAAAUAUGCGAAUUUACCCGACCGCUAUAUUGAGAGAGCGAUGGAGCAGGUAUAUUGGAAAAAUCCAAAAGGUAUUCAGUAUAAACCCAAUGCUGUCAUUAAACGAAAAAAGUUCAAUUUUACCACGAACCGCCCGUGGACGGCUGCAUUUAGGGACGAGAACCAAGGGGUGCCCAGAAAAGUUUUUGUCGAACCAAUUAAAAAUUGGAGUUGGUUUCGAGGUGACCGAGUGGAAAUAUUAGUUGGUAAAGAUAAAGGCAAACAAGGAUAUGUAAGGGAUAUAUUUCAGGAACGAAAUUGGGUUAUUGUUGAAGGAUUAAAUUGCAAGUUGAAACAAAUGGGGGAUACUGAAGAGUUGUCUGGUGUAUGGAUACAAGAAGAACAGCCAUUACUUGUAACUACUGAUAUUAGCCUUGUGGAUCCUUCAGAUUUAGCUCCUACAGGUAUUGAAUGGAGGUUCAUGGAAGAUGGUACACGAGUCAGGGUUUCAACAAGGACUGGCAGAAUAAUUCCUAUGCCGAAGGCAGCAGAGGAGACCAUAGAUUAUAAAACAAAAAAUACUUAUAAAGAACAACCUAAGGAUACUACAAAGGAUAAUGCCAUUGAAAUAACCUUUCAACCUAAACUGUGCACUUUUGAAAUGGACAUUAUGGAGAAAAUGGGCAUUAAAGAGGAUAGAGUCCCAGCUAAAACAUAUUGGUAUUAGGUUUUAUUAUAUACUAUGUUAUCAUAUUUUAAUAAAUGUAAAAUUAUA